UUACCCUGGAGGAACAAAUGAUAUAUAAUCUCAUGACAAGAUUAUGUAAUUUUGCAGCACAAAGGCUCAACCUCCUGAUGUCUGUUGAAAGAAAUCGGAUUAAUAUUAAGACCGCGUCGCCCAGGUAAUUAAUGGCCCGCUAAGCCCCACAUGGUGACGAUGCUCGCCUGUCCGCAGCUUCAAUCGCAUUCGUUUUCCCUCCAUUCCGAACUGGCCAUAGUUCUGCCUUUCUGUGUGCUGCAGAUUGGGCCAUAAUCUUUUUGAUCAGGGGCAGUUCGGCUCUCCGGAAGCACUGCAAAUUACAGCCUCACCGGUCCCUGUCCUUUAACCUCCAGCGCCUUGGGUGCGAGCUCUUGCGACUGCUCCAUCGUGUGCCUCCUAUCCAAGCUCCGCCGCCGAGCUCUUUGAGCUGUAUUACGCCCACCAUGGCUUCCAUACGCACCACCGAGCAUACCAAGACCGAUCAAGAGCUUGCCGUUAGCAUCAAGAAGGCCACCAACCCCGAUGAAAUCUCUCCCAAGCGCAAACAUGUGCGAGCAUGUAUCGUCUAUACGUGGGAUCACCGGACCUCGCAGCCCUUCUGGGCAGCCAUGAAGGUCCAACCCAUUCUUGCCGACGAAGUCCAGACAUUCAAAGCUCUGAUCACUGUCCACAAAGUUCUGCAGGAAGGCCAUCCUUCGGCUUUGAAGGAAGCAAUGGCCAACCGUUCGUGGAUUGAUUCCCUGAACCGCGGAAUGAGCGGAGAAGGAGUUCGAGGAUACGGACCGUUGAUUCGCGAAUACGUAUACUACCUCCUUGCGAAGCUGUCUUUUCACCAACAGCACCCAGAGUUCAACGGCACUUUUGAGUAUGAGGAGUACCUCAGUCUUAAGGCCAUUAACGACCCGAACGAGGGAUAUGAGACCAUCUCUGACUUGAUGGUGCUGCAAGACAAGAUAGAGCAGUUUCAGAAAUUGAUCUUUUCGCAUUUCAGAAAUGUUGGAAACAAUGAGUGUCGAAUUGCAGCUCUGGUGCCCCUGGUUCAGGAGAGCUACGGCAUUUACAAGUUCAUUACCAGCAUGCUGCGCGCCAUGCACUCCAUCACUGGCGACGAUGAUGCACUGCAGCCCCUCCGUCAGCGGUACGACGCUCAGCAUUAUCGCUUGGUCAAAUUCUACUACGAAUGUUCCAACCUUCGAUACCUGACAAGUCUCAUCACAAUCCCCAAACUGCCGCAAGAUCCGCCGAACCUCCUUGCUACCGAUGAUGAUGCUCCGGCCUUGCCCGCUAGACCAAAGCAAGAAAUCGAGCGCCAGCCAUCUCCCGCGCCAGCCCCCAAGUCGGAGGAGCCAGAUGAGAUUUCCGAAUUUUGGAAGGGUGAACUGGAUCGUCAAAACCGUGAAUACGAAGAGCAACAGCGAGUUCUUGAAGAGCGACAGAGGGCUGCUCUUUUGGCGCAACAACAGGCCCAGCAGCAGGCCCAGCGCGAAUUCGAAGAGCAACAGCGGCGUUUGAUGGAACAGCAGCAGCGGGAACAGGAGGCGCUUCUUGCGCAACAAGCGCAAUGGCAGACGCAAGGUCGCCUGGCCGAACUCGAGCGGGAGAAUCUUAACGCACGGGCGCAAUACGAGCGUGACCAGCUGAUGCUACAGCAAUACGAUCAACGUGUCAAGGCUCUGGAAGGCGAGCUGAUGCAAAUUCAAAACAGCUAUGGUCACCAGAUGAGUAGCAAGGACGACCAGAUCAAAGCGCUGCAAGAGCAAGUCAACACUUGGAGAUCAAAGUAUGAGUCCCUCGCGAAGCUAUACUCUCAGCUUCGACAUGAGCACCUGGAUCUCCUGCAAAAGUUCAAGGCAGUACAGCUCAAGGCCGCAAGCGCCCAGGAAGCCAUUGAGAAGCGCGAAAAGUUGGAGCGAGAGAUCAAGACGAAGAAUCUUGAGCUAGCUGAUAUGAUCCGAGAGCGUGACCGAGCUCUUCACGACAAGGAUCGGGCCAGCGGAAGCAGCAAGGAUGAGGUAGAGAAGCUCAAACGAGAGCUCCGCUUGGCGCAAGAUCGGGCCGACAAUCUUGAGCGUAGCAAGGGCAACGAGCUAUCCACAAUGCUCUCCAAGUACAACCGUGAGAUGAGUGACUUGGAAGAGGCACUGCGGAUCAAGUCCCGGGCCUUGGAGGAGGCUCAGAGCAAAAUCCGAGAUGGCGAUUCCGAUCUCGAACAGCUCCUGCGCGACAAAGAAGAAGAGCUUGAGGUGUACAAAGCAGGAAUGGAUCAGACACUCAUUGAGUUGAACGAGCUGAAGCAGAACCAGGGAGAGACAGAUCAUGCUUUGGACGGACAAAUCGACGCACUGAUCUUAUCCAACUUGGAUAAGAUUAACGACAUUAUUGAUUCGGUGCUGCAGGCCGGUGUCGCGCGAGUGGACGACGCUCUCUACGAGUUGGAUUCGUCCAUGCAAGCCGGUAACCAGAAUGCGUCGCCAACAUAUGUCCUCUCUCAGAUUGAGAAGGCGUCUGGAAGCGCAAUGGAGUUUGCCACUGCUUUCAACAACUUCAUCGCAGACGGACCCAACAGCACACACUCAGAGCUGAUCAAGGCCAUCAAUGUCUUCUCUGGAGCUGUUGCCGAUGUGUGCAGCAAUACAAAGGGUGUGGUGCGUCUGGCGACGGAUGACAAAAAGACUGACGCGCUGAUGCAGGGCGCAAGGCAAUCGGCCCAAUCCACCGUGCAGUUUUUCAGGGGCUUACAGAGCUUCCGCCUGGAGGGAAUGGAGCCGCUGCAAAAGACAGACGUUGUCAUCAACAGCAACAACGAUGUGCAGAUGAAACUGCAGAAGCUCAACAAGCUGGUCGAGGGUCUCGCUCCUGGCUUUGGAAAGUUGAUGAACAACAAGGGAGACUUGGGAGACCUGGUGGACUCCGAGUUGAGCAAAGCGGCUGACGCCAUUGCGGCGGCGGCGGCUCGCCUUGCUAAGCUGAAGAACAAGCCUCGUGAUGGAUACACUUCGUACGAGGUCAAGGUGCACGACUCAAUUUUGGAUGCUGCUACAGCCAUCACAACGGCCAUCGCGGAGCUCAUUCGCGCGGCAACGGCGACACAGCAGGAGAUUGUGCAGGCUGGGCGAGGCUCAUCAUCGCGAACAGCCUUUUACAAGAAGAACAACAGGUGGACCGAGGGUCUCAUCUCGGCGGCCAAGGCAGUAGCUUCGUCAACCAAUACGCUCAUCGAGACGGCAGACGGAGUCCUGUCCAACCGCAACAGCCCAGAGCAGCUGAUUGUGGCAUCCAACGACGUCGCGGCGUCUACGGCGCAGUUGGUGGCUGCCAGCCGAGUCAAGGCUGGCUUCAUGUCCAAGAGCCAGGAUCACCUGGAGCAAGCCAGCAAGGCUGUUGGAGCAGCAUGCCGAUCGCUGGUGCGCCAAGUUCAGAGCAUGAUUCGUGAGCGAAGCCAAGAGGAGGACCAGGUAGACUACUCCAAGCUUGGAGCACAUGAGUUCAAGGUUCGCGAGAUGGAGCAACAGGUUGAGAUUCUGCAACUGGAAAACGCGCUUGCUUCAGCAAGACACCGUCUCGGCGAAAUGCGGAAGAUUUCCUACCAAGAGGAAUAGAAGGCUGCCCCCUCUAUUUUUUUUUCUGUCUGCGAGCUUCUCGAACAAAACAACUUUAACCAAUGUAGUUCUGAUAUCCUGAUCGUUGCUUUCACGGCCUAGUCAUUUUGGUGAUAUUACUGUGUAUUUCGUCAUGUUUUUAUCCAUAGAAGAUGCGUCC
Molecule: messenger RNA, 3741 nt
Organism: Trichoderma harzianum CBS 226.95
Lineage: Eukaryota; Fungi; Ascomycota; Sordariomycetes; Hypocreales; Hypocreaceae
Exons: 5
Coding region: 426-3581 (1051 amino acids)
Biological process (GO): endocytosis; clathrin coat assembly; actin filament organization
Cellular component (GO): clathrin-coated vesicle; actin cortical patch
Molecular function (GO): clathrin-cargo adaptor activity; phosphatidylinositol-3,4-bisphosphate binding; phosphatidylinositol-3,5-bisphosphate binding
Source: RefSeq, a predicted model, not a curated record